AUGAAGGAAAUGGCGGAUGCCCAGGGUGGCAUCAUGAAUUUGGGAUUUCAGAAGGAUGACGAAACAGAACUACAAACCCGAAGUCGACUGGUGAAAAAUGCUUUUCGAGAAGAUCAGAAUUGCAUUAUUUUGAGGGUAGAUACCCAUAUCAACAGUCACAAAGGUGUCAACCCAUUCGGAUUCCAUUUUGAGAUGGAUAAGAAGAGAUAUGUCUCAAGGAAGAAGCAGAUUAGGAGGGAAAAGAUCACUCAAUGGCUGUCCUGGCUGGCCUAUUAUCAUCAUAAAUUCGGCAUUCGACAUCUUCUGCUGGUUGUAUUGUUGACAGGAUAUGUAUUCCUCGGCGGCAUGCUCUUCAAUAAAUUGGAAUCCAAGAAUGAACUCGACGACCUAAAAGAGACUCUGGUUCUAAUGCAAGGGAUAAUCCGUGAAAUGAGUGUCGAGGCGAUAAAUGUGACACUUGUUGAGGUUGUCCAAAAACAGAAUUACACUGUGGGGCAGGAUAAAAUGGGCAAGCUGAUUAAGCGUUACUACAAAGAAAUGUUAGAGGCUGAGGGGAGAUUUCAUGGCAGUGUAUGGCAUAAGGCGGAAAACCUCGAACUGCAUCUAAUGUGGUACUUCUCAUCGGCCACUUUCUAUGCAAUGACCCUUUUCACCACUAUUGGAUACGGAACAAUCACGUGCCAGACAUUCUGGGGUCGUUUUAUGUCAAUCAUCUACGCGUCAAUAGGUAUCCCCCUAAUGCUGGUGACAUUGGGUGAUGUGGGUGAAUGGUUCCAAAAGAUUGUCACAAAAGCCUAUGUAUGGGUGUUAGUACGAUACAAGAAAGUACGGAACCAGGCGAUAACGAGACCGUUGGAGGAGAUCUAUCUGCCUAUCUAUUAUGCACUCGGCAUUGUUACUGUCUAUAUCCUAUUGUGUACAUUAAUUAUAAAGGAAUUUGACCGCCAAGAAGGCAACAAACCGGGCAUCGAUUUCGGGUCGGCGCUGUAUUUCGUAUUCAUAUCCCUAACGACUAUUGGAUUGGGAGAUGUUAUGCCCUAUAAUAUACAGUACUCCCCGUUCCUGUCUGCAGCCUUCCUGCUGGGUCUAGCCAUGGUCUCUAUCGUCAAUACCUCCAUCUAUGCCGUCCUCUAUGAAAUAUUCUUCGAAAGAGUCGAAAAAGCUGAGAAUUGGCUGGACCGUAUCCACCGCCAACAUAAUAAACCAGAGGGAUGGGCCAUGGGGGGAAGGGAUAAGAAACCCGACAUCAGCCGUGGAAUCGCGGGAAUGUUGGCAAAAACGCUGUGGACGACGGCCAAUCUAUCGGAUUAUCAGGAUGCGCCAA
Messenger RNA from Mesorhabditis spiculigera, 1324 nucleotides. Lineage: Eukaryota; Metazoa; Nematoda; Chromadorea; Rhabditida; Rhabditidae. The record is from the annotation of a GenBank genome assembly.